This is a messenger RNA of Daktulosphaira vitifoliae (grape phylloxera), 2420 nucleotides long. RefSeq lists its product as uncharacterized. Lineage: Eukaryota; Metazoa; Arthropoda; Insecta; Hemiptera; Phylloxeridae. The transcript has 8 exons. Gene Ontology annotation, cellular component: nucleus. The coding region runs from base 223 to 1245 and encodes 340 amino acids. The record is from RefSeq and is a predicted model, not a curated record.
AAAAAAAUUAUAAUUGUAAACAAAUUGUCACAAAGUGGUCACAUCAUUACAAACAUAUGAUCAUAAUAUUUAGUGAUAGAUAUUACAUGAAUGUAUAGUAUUUCAUAAAAAUUUAAUAAAUUCGAACAAAUUUUUUUUCAUUAUUUCACUCAUUAAAUCAUUUUUGUAAUAUUCUGAAAAAACUUCAGACGACUAAUUUAAUCAACAGUUUAUUUUGCAAUUAUGUCCACUUUUAGUAAAGAAUGGUGGAUUAAGUUUUUUUUGGAAGCUGGAAUUCCUGCUUUUGCAUCUACUAAAUAUGCAGCUAUAUUUUUUGAAAAUAGAAUACAAUCCAACAUGUUAAUGGACUUGGAUAAAGAUAUUCUAAAAGAAAUGGGAAUAACUGUUAUUGGAGAUAUUAUAGCUAUUCUUAAACAUGCUAAGGAUGUUUACAGAGAGGGAUUUUAUGGAAAUAGUGGAAAUGAAGUAUCUACACAAAAAAAUAGUUCUUCUAUAAAUAAUGAAACUGCUCCCCCCAAAAAAAAAAUAGUUGCUAAUAAAAUUAAAAAGAUUGUUGUUAGAAAAGUUAAAGUUUCUAGUGAAAGUGAAGUUGAAGAAGAAUUGCCUGUAUCUAAAAUUAUUAAGAAAAAAGUUCUACCUCAACAAACUCAACAUAACACUAAAAUAAUAACAAGAAAAAUUAUUACAAAACCAAAAACUAUUGUAAAAACAAAAGCAGGAGUCAUAGAAAGUGAUGAUGACAAUUGUGUUCCAACUAGUGAAAUAAAAACAAAAAGUUCAGUUUUUGAUCGUUUAGGAGUUGGUGAUGUUAGUAGUACUACUCCGAAUAUUGAUAGUGGAGUUAAUUCUGAUUCUAAAAAGACAUCUGUGUUUCAGCGACUUGGAAAAAAACACAACAAUGAACAUACAGUAGUACAGAUGAAACGUUCUUUACCAUCUGAUGCACAUUAUGGACCUAUUAUUCCUUCUGAAGAAAGUAGUGCAUUUACCAAAAGAAUAAGGAAUGAAGUACUAAAUUCUAAUUCAUCAAAAUCUGUUUUUGAGCGGAUAGGUGCCUCAUGUGAUAUUGAAAAAAAAAGUCCUGGUCUUGUUUCAAAAAGUGCUUUACUAAGAAAUGUUAAUAAUCAUGAUGCCGGACAACCAAUUCAUGUUAAUCCAAAGGUAUUAAAUGUAAAGAAGCUGAGUCUAUUAAAUCGUUCACAUUUCAGAAGCUCAGAUUUAGGUUCAGAUAAAUAUGGCCUUUAAUUAAACAUUAACUUACAUUUUGCUAGACAAUACUAUUUAAUAAUUUUUAACUGUUCAUAAAAAAAUUAUAAAUUUUAAUAAAAUUAAAUUAAAAAAUAACUAAUUUGAUAUUGCUGGCCAUACUUCUUGUAAAGUUUAACAUUGUGUAUUCUUUUUCUGCUUUUUUUAUGUUACUUAAUUAUUUCAAUUCUUAGUCUAUAUCUGACAUUAUUUGAUUAUUAACUACAUUUUAAUAAUAAUUUUUUUUUUAUUUGUAUAAUUUAAUAAUUUGUUACAGUAAUUGACAUUUUGACUAACACUAAAAUAUUUCUUGUCAAACUUCAUCAUUAAAUAACACUCUUAAAAUAAAAACGUUUCAAAAUUAAUAGUAAUAAUAUUUUUACAUUGCUUAAAUUUUUUCAUUACCUAUUAAUACUUCAUGAUAUUUUAAUAUAAUCACACUUAUGAGGUGCACAAUUAAGGUCUUUGGUUCUAUAGAGAUAUGUAUUGUCUUAUCAGUAACAUUAGUAAAUAGUUAAAGGGUAUUUGCAGUGUCGUACUUAGCUUUUUCUUAUGGGAGGGGACAAAAUGUAUUUAUGUGUCUUAUAAAAGAAAUUAAUGGUUUACAAAAGAUUUAUACAUAAAAAAAUUGUUUACUAUCUUCACUGAAUUCUAUCUUUUAUACAUAAUUAUUUUUGUGAUGAGAAUUCCUCCUCAGAGUAUAUCCUUGAGAGAAUGUAGAACCUCACAUCAAAUAUCAAUAAAUAAUAACAGUUGUCGUUUGAACCAGAAAAAUGAAAUAAUAACACAAAAGGGGGUCAUCAAUGGAUCAUAAAUUUUGACUAAAUUAAACCAAAACUAUGUUUUGACCAAACUUUUAUAAACGGCUAUUAAAUAUCAUUUUAGUGUAACCAGAAUAAUAAUAAUUUAUUUUGUUAAUAAGUAUUAUCAUAAUAUUAUUUUUAAUUAACUAUGUAAUUAAGAAAAAAAAUAAAAACAAAAUAUUCACAUAUAAUUAUAAUGCUUACAUGAUACCCCAAUUCCAGGGGCAUAUUUAAAAAUUUAUAAUGGGAUGGCACAAAAGUUUUUUCACAAAUAAAAUUUAGAUGACCCUUUUUUUACUCAUAACUUUUUUGUUAAGGUACAUAAAAAUUUGAAAAAGGUACACAAAAAAUUUCACAUAUAUAAUAUAUGUU